AUGGCGUCAGCAUCAAUCAUGUCGUCGUCAAACAAAUCCCGUACUUCUGGUGCUGCUGCUAAACCAAUCCGUCUUCAACUUGACCCAUUGCGCUUGCACGAGCCCGCGCGAAAGAAACUGUCGACAAUUGAAACACAACGGAUUAUGAUUGUUUUCGAUGAUCUUGUGCAGAAAAUGGAAUUAAUCGAACUUCUACCCAUUAUCGCAGCACAUGCUGAUCUUUUCAAAUCGGUCAUUGAUAGUGAAUCAAUGAAUGAGAUAAAUCGACAUGAGCAAUUGAAACGAGCCUACGAAGCACAUGAAUCACUUCAAUCAGUAAUGAACAUCAUCGAAAAAUUGCCACAAUUUGAAAAUUAUACACGGCGGUUUGGUAAAUCGUUGUCGAGCAAUACCAGUGAACAAAUCGCGUAUCAUUAUUAUAUGCAACAAUCGAUUCGUAAUGUUCUUCGUCGACUUCUUCAUGAACAAAAUCGUCUUGAGAUGAUUAAACGUAUAUUACAAAGCAAUAAUUUAUUACCCAAACAAAAAGAAGUGAUGAAUGUGUUGAAACUAUUACGAGAUUCUGCUAUGGAACGAUUUCUGACCACUCCACUCGAAGAACGUGAGAAAGGUGAACAAAUCAAAAGUUUAAAUGCACGUUUGGCUGCUAAUGAAACUGUUAUUGCUAAACUUGAAAAAGAACUCAAUGAUGCCAUUGCCGAUCGUGAUGCUGAGGUAUGUCAUUGA
Adineta ricciae is the source of this 726-nucleotide messenger RNA. The record is from the annotation of a GenBank genome assembly. NCBI's taxonomy places the organism in Eukaryota, Metazoa, Rotifera, Eurotatoria, Adinetida, Adinetidae.